AUGGCUGUUAUCGACAGCUAUCAUGCACUGAAGGACCACCUGGAGGAGUUGGUACAAGAUGGCCAACUGGCGCAACAUGUCCAAAAGAACAAUCCAUCGAACACAGUAGCCCUACGGCCGGAUUCACCUCCACUUGGUGUAAUUCACAUGAUAUACAACCUACCAUCGUCGGCCGAGGUACAUAUAAUUCAGUUGCAACCUGGCCUACCCAAGCCAAUCACACCAGCCAAACGGCCCUACGAAACUAGUAGGAUUAGCUUUGAUGACACCGACCUAGAUAGAGUAACUCUCCCCCACGCUGAUCCCCUCGUCAUCGAGCUACGCGUGAACAGAUUCACAGUUGAGCGUGUUCUCAUCGAUCAAGGAAGCACCUUAGAAAUAAUGUAUUACAAGACGUUUGUUAAACUUGGCUUCACUGAUUCAGAUAUGUUACCGGUCGAUUACCCAUUAUUCGGCUUCAAUGCCAACCCCGAGUAUCCCAUGGGUAAGAUCACACUAGCAGUACUUGCGGGUACCAGAUCAGUAGAUGUGGAAUUUCUGGUCGUCAAACUCUCGUCACCAUACAAUCUUAUCAUGGGAAGGACUCGGUUGAAUAGUAUGCAGGCUGUGCCGAUCACUUACCAUCAACUACUCCUCUUUCCAACUGAGUAUAGCAUUGAGCAAAUUCGGGGUUCUCAGAAAUCGGUAUAG
Camellia sinensis is the source of this 690-nucleotide messenger RNA. NCBI's taxonomy places the organism in Eukaryota, Viridiplantae, Streptophyta, Magnoliopsida, Ericales, Theaceae. The record is from RefSeq and is a predicted model, not a curated record.